GUUCUUCUAGCUUUUUAGUCAUUGCGGGUGAACCCAACGAGGACGGAACUGAGCGUUGUGGAUCCAGGGACAGGACAACCGGUAAACUCAGCGACCAGAAUUGCGUCAAUCAAUAUUGCAGCUUCGUUUGCGAGAGAAGCCUGGAUUAGGAGCAUCAUCGUAUGCUGUCACGUGGUCACGGGUCUAGGUGAUGAUCUCGUUAUCCAUAGUGAUUUAGACCGCCAAGAACGUCUCUCUCGAUAGCCCAAGGCUGCAUUCGGUUACUGGAAACAUGGCGUCCGCACUGACUUUCGUUGUACUCGGGACGGUUAAUUUUUUCGGCACAAUGCACAACAACCAAUCGUCAGUAGUUCCCGGACUAAACCUGACUUCAACCAGCAUCGUUGACCAGCUGAUCACGCUUCGCGCUAGACGCAAUAAUUACAUAUACACAUCUGGCAUCGGCGCUCACAAGCUGCACAUCGAAGCAGCCUCUUGGAAUUCGGCUCGGCGUAAUUGUCAAGAUGAAGGUGGUCACUUGGCAAUCAUUAACUCCGUGGAAGAGGCUCAAGUCAUCAGUAAACUCGUCGAUACAGCAAACAUAAAAACGAUUUGGAUCGGUGCCCACGACUUGUUUAACGAGGGUGAAUUCGUAACCAUAGAAAAUCAAUCGAUAUAUAAAGCAGGAUACAGCAUGUGGGAAAGAGGAGAGCCAAACAAUGUGGGGAAUAAGGAACAUUGUGUAGCCAUUAGAAAAAAUGGCAAGCUUGACGAUCGGGAUUGCAAACAGGCCUUCAGCUACGUAUGUGAGAUACGUUACCCCCAGGUCUAUGUAAAGAAAGGAUCUGUUUAUGCGGCAACUGCCCCAAAUUCCGAUUAUUAAGUUUCAUAACGAUUACUAAAUUUCGUAAUAUGCUAAACCAGAAAAAUAGUACAUAAUUCAGCGUUACUCUUAUUCGUUGAUAUCAUACAUAGAACAUGGUAUAUAUUGCUAGAAACUCAAGUGGAAAUAAAUCAUCAAUUUUGUAAAGCGAUUCGAGUAUAAUGUACGAAAGAAGUCGUUGUAACGAUGAAAAAAAUUCGAUAGCAUUAAUUUAUUUAACGAU
Messenger RNA from Neodiprion virginianus, 1085 nucleotides. Its product is annotated as hemolymph lipopolysaccharide-binding protein-like. The record is from RefSeq and is a predicted model, not a curated record. The transcript has 3 exons. NCBI's taxonomy places the organism in Eukaryota, Metazoa, Arthropoda, Insecta, Hymenoptera, Diprionidae. The coding region runs from base 272 to 862 and encodes 196 amino acids.